This is a messenger RNA of Papaver somniferum (opium poppy), 1233 nucleotides long. RefSeq names its product eukaryotic translation initiation factor 3 subunit J-like. The coding region runs from base 265 to 954 and encodes 229 amino acids. The record is from RefSeq and is a predicted model, not a curated record. Lineage: Eukaryota; Viridiplantae; Streptophyta; Magnoliopsida; Ranunculales; Papaveraceae. Gene Ontology annotation, molecular function: translation initiation factor activity. The transcript has 8 exons. Gene Ontology annotation, cellular component: cytoplasm; eukaryotic translation initiation factor 3 complex.
ACGCGGGCUCGUUUUAUAUAAAGCGUUCUUGUUUCCUUCCUUUUUUAUUUACAAGACAAUUCCGUCUUUUCUUAGUUUCACACAGAUUCCUCUUCUUUUCUCCUCUUCGAAGAAGAUUUAGGGCUUUUCGUUCUGAAACUAAAGGGUUUUGUGAGAUUCGAUUUGGAUUGAUUCUCUGUGGAUUUGUUCUCAACAACAACAGGCCUGAUUUUGUACUUUGUGGAUCAUAGUUAGUACAAGAACUUACUUAAGAGCUCAAGAAAGAUGGAUGAUUGGGAGGAAACUGAGCCAGUUAUACCUGUUCUGAAAAAGGAUUUACCGAAAAAUCCGUGGGCGGAUGAGGAUGUAGAUGAAAACGAUGUGAAAGAAUCUUGGGAGGAUGAAGAUGAGGAGCCCACUCCGGCUCCUGCUCCCGCUCCAGCACCAGCAGAAACGAGCACCAAGAAAGCUGCGAAAAAAUUCAGCAGCCUUGAGAAAGGCAAAAGUGUUGAAGUAGCAAAACCGGAUGAGGUUUUGGAUCCUUUAGCUGAGAAGCUCCACCAGCAAAGGCUUGUUGAAGAAGCUGAUUUUAAGGCCACGACUGAACUUUUUGGUAAGAGAGCUGAUGGGAAAUCACUAGAUACUUUCAUUCCCAAAUCAGAAAGUGAUUUCGCUGAGUAUGCUGAGCUCAUCUCUUCUCAACUUCGCCCAUAUGACAAAAGCUACCAUUACAUUGGCCUACUUAAGUCACUCAUGAGACUGUCAAUGGCGUCUCUGAAAGCUGCAGAAGUCAAAGAGAUAGGUUCUUCGGUGAUGGCAAUCGCAAAUGAAAAGCUCAAGGCAGAAAAAGAAGCGACUGCUGGCAAAAAGAAAACAGCCACAAAGAAGAAACAGCUCCACGUAACCAAUAGCAAAGAUGACGACAUUGCGCUUGCGUAUGGCGCUGAUGUUGCUGAUGAUUAUGAUUUUAUGUGAUGAUUGGUACUAGGCAUUGAACUUAUUUUUGAUCUUUUGAUAUAUAGACUAGGAUCCUAUUAGUGUAAAGAAGAGACUUGUUUGGAUCCUACGGCCGCAAUGACCCUCCAGAUGUUGGAGGCCACCAUUUUGAGUGUUUUGCUUAUUUGAAGUUUGGUGAAUAAGAAAAUUUGUCCCUUCAAUAGUUUUUGUUCAGUUUCUUUACGCAGCUUCUGCUUCUUGAAUACAAGUGUUUGCUUAAAUCGGUUAAAUUCUCGUAUAUACAUUGUUUUCGGUUUU